AUGAUUAUAAAGAAAAGUAAUAAAACCUGGAAACACAUUUUAGGAAUGGCUAUGUUAAUCAUACCUACCUUUUAUUUCAAGAAUCUAAUAUUUGAUAAUUUCUUUAAUCUCAAAUUUGAUAAAUUCAAGAAAAAAAUAUACUCUAAAAAUUCUACCCCUAAUUAUAACUUAACAAAUAACAAUAAUAAUAUAGAAGAUUUUAAUAAUUAUACAAGCUUGAUUAAUUACCAUUAG
Messenger RNA from Plasmodium falciparum 3D7, 234 nucleotides. RefSeq lists its product as uncharacterized. The record is from RefSeq and is a predicted model, not a curated record. Lineage: Eukaryota; Apicomplexa; Aconoidasida; Haemosporida; Plasmodiidae.